AUGUUCUCGUUGCUCUGUCACCUCGCUUCAGCCUUCGUUGGCGCCCUUGUUCCAGUGUUUUACUCCUACAAGACUAUAAAGAAACCUACUCAAAAGAUGCUGUCUUACUGGUCCAAGUAUUGGGCCGUAUUUGGUUCUUUCCUUGCCGUAGACGCUGUGCUGGACUCGAUUUUUAUCAGCUACUUUAUCCCAUUCUAUGAGUUUGGAAAACUUCUCUUUCUGCUUUGGGCUGUCAAUCCGUACACUGCAGGAGCCCAGUUUGUAUUCGAUAAGGUACUCGCACCAUUUAUUAAACGUCACGAAAAGAAGAUGGAUGUUUAUGUUGAUACCAUGGUCGACAAUGUUAUGACGCAUGGUCCAGAAUUGGCUGUGACGGUUAGUUCAGCUGUAGCUCUUCAGCGAUUGCACAUACUUACAAUUUAA
Messenger RNA from Cylicostephanus goldi, 423 nucleotides. The record is from the annotation of a GenBank genome assembly. NCBI's taxonomy places the organism in Eukaryota, Metazoa, Nematoda, Chromadorea, Rhabditida, Strongylidae.